Molecule: messenger RNA, 1761 nt
Organism: Vigna angularis (adzuki bean)
Lineage: Eukaryota; Viridiplantae; Streptophyta; Magnoliopsida; Fabales; Fabaceae
Product: ATP-citrate synthase alpha chain protein 1
Exons: 13
Coding region: 281-1552 (423 amino acids)
Biological process (GO): succinyl-CoA metabolic process; tricarboxylic acid cycle
Cellular component (GO): succinate-CoA ligase complex
Molecular function (GO): succinate-CoA ligase (ADP-forming) activity
Source: RefSeq, a predicted model, not a curated record
GGUCCAAAGGAAGGAGUAGUAGGUGGGUAACCCUUCAUGUGUGUGCCUUGUUCUUGCCUAAUUCAUCUUCAUUCUCACACUUCACCAACCCAACCACCCUAUCAUUCUCUUUUCACCCUUUUCUUCUUUUUAGAUUAAUCAAAUCUUGCACUAUAUAUAUAUAUAUAUAUAUAUAUAUAUACACACACACACACCCAUCAGAAGCUCUCUCCAUUCGUUCACUCCUUUGUUAGAUCUAACCAACCAUCACACCCUUUUCCUCAUCUAACGAGUAAGAAAAAUGGCGCGCAAGAAGAUCAGAGAGUACGACUCCAAGAGGUUGUUGAAGGAGCACUUUAAGAGACUCUCUGGCAAGGAGUUGCCAAUCAAGUCUGCACAAAUAAAUGCAUCAACUGAUUUCACUGAGUUACAAGAGAAGGAACCUUGGCUUUCAUCUUCUAAAUUGGUUGUGAAACCUGACAUGUUAUUUGGAAAGCGUGGCAAAAGCGGUUUGGUUGCUUUGAAUUUGGAUUUUGCACAAGUCGUCUCAUUUGUGAAAGAGCGUCUUGGAAAGGAGGUUGAGAUGGGUGGAUGCAUAGGACCCAUAACAACUUUCAUUGUUGAACCUUUUGUCCCACAUGACGAAGAGUUUUACCUUAACAUAGUCUCUGAGAGACUCGGCAACAGCAUAAGCUUUUCUGAAUGUGGAGGAAUUGAAAUUGAAGAUAACUGGGAUAAGGUUAAGACUGUAUUCAUUCCAACUGGAGUGUCUAUUACAUCUGAAAUUGUUGCCCCACUUGUUGCAACCCUUCCCUUGGAGAUCAAGGGAGAAAUUGAGGAAUUUCUUAGAGUGGUUUUCAUUCUGUUUCAAGAUCUGGAUUUCACUUUCUUAGAGAUGAAUCCUUUCACAUUGGUUAAUGGAAAGCCUUAUCCUUUGGAUAUGAGGGGCGAGCUAGAUGACACUGCUGCUUUCAAGAACUUCAAGAAAUGGGGAGACAUUGAAUUUCCACUGCCAUUUGGAAGGGUUAUGACUGCCACCGAGUCUUUCAUUCAUGGAUUAGAUGAAAAGACAAGUGCAUCUUUAAAAUUCACUGUGUUGAACCCAAAGGGCCGAAUUUGGACAAUGGUAGCUGGGGGAGGUGCCAGUGUCAUCUACGCUGAUACAGUUGGAGAUCUUGGUUUUGCAUCUGAGCUUGGAAACUAUGCUGAAUACAGUGGUGCACCCAAAGAAGAUGAAGUCUUACAGUAUGCCAGAGUUGUAAUUGAUUGUGCAACUGCAAACCCUGAUGGCCAAAAGAGAGCUCUUGUGAUAGGAGGAGGCAUAGCCAACUUUACUGAUGUUGCUGCUACAUUUAGCGGUAUAAUUCGGGCUCUGAGAGAGAAGGAGUCAAAAUUGAAAGCAGCAAGGAUGAACAUCUAUGUGAGGAGAGGAGGGCCCAACUACCAGAAGGGUCUAACUUUAAUGCGUGCACUUGGAGAGGAGAUUGGCAUCCCCAUUGAGGUUUAUGGACCAGAAGCCACAAUGACUGGUAUAUGCAAAGAGGCAAUACAAUUCAUUACUGCUUCUGCUUAAGGUCUACAGCACCUUCAUCUAUGGUGUUUUUCAUGGCAAGUCUGAAGUGAACUUGAUUUUUAAUUUCCAUUUCUAUUCCUGAAAUUCGGAAAUUUAAUUAGAGCCUGUGUUUAUGAACUUAAACCCGCCAUCAAAAGUGGCCAUGAAUGUUGUCAUUAUUUUUGUAGAAUUGAUGGCACGACAUCUAAUAAAUAGUGUUUUUUGUUUAA